GUGCCCGCCGUGCCCGCGGAGGGAGGGCCCUCGCCCGGAGAGCGGCCAAUCCGGGCGGGCGCUGGCGGCGAGCAGGGGCAGAAUGGGCUGUAGUUGAGUGAAAUAGGGAAAGCGGCGAACAGUGUGGAGCGUUCCCGGUGUAAAUAAAAGGGGGAGGAAAAAAAAAAGUUUGUGGAAGUCGCCGCCCUGCAGCCUCGCUCGGGCAGCGGUGCGGGGGCUUGUGCGGUGCAGGAGCCCGGCACGGAGGACUUUAGUGCGCGGCGUUAACACGCUCUGCCUAUUGUUUGUGUUUUUUUUCCAAAAUAUGGCAAAGGUUCAGGUGAACAAUGUAGUGGUGUUGGAUAAUCCUUCUCCUUUCUACAAUCCUUUCCAGUUCGAAAUCACAUUCGAGUGCAUAGAGGACCUGUCUGAAGAUUUGGAAUGGAAAAUAAUUUAUGUGGGUUCAGCUGAAAGUGAAGAGUAUGAUCAGGUGUUAGACUCUGUUUUAGUCGGACCUGUUCCUGCAGGCAGACACAUGUUUGUAUUUCAGGCUGAUGCACCUAACCCAGGGCUUAUUCCAGAUGCAGAUGCAGUAGGUGUAACAGUUGUGCUAAUUACAUGCACUUACCGAGGUCAAGAAUUUAUUAGAGUUGGCUACUAUGUAAACAAUGAAUAUACUGAAACAGAACUGAGAGAGAAUCCACCAGUAAAGCCAGACUUUUCUAAGCUUCAAAGGAAUAUUUUGGCAUCUAAUCCCAGAGUCACAAGAUUCCACAUUAACUGGGAGGACAACACUGAAAAACUGGAAGAUGCAGAGAGCAGUAACCCAAAUCUACAGUCUCUGCUUUCCACAGAUGCGUUACCUUCAGCAUCAAAGGGAUGGUCAACAUCAGAAAAUUCACUAAAUGUUAUGUUAGAAUCUCAUAUGGACUGCAUGUGACUAACCACCAUCGUUUUGGUACUGUAUAUGUGUUAAACUGUAAAAACAACCAGAACUAUUUCCCUCAAAUUCCAUAAGUACAUAGUUUGAUGAGCAAUGUGAAGAACUUGUUUUAAAACAUCCUGUAGAAAGUUUAUAAAAAAAACCAAAAAAACCCAACAAACAAACAGUAUUUGAGCAAAUUGUGGAAUAUAAAUACAACUAUUUUUAAGUAAUUGCCUUUUUUUCUAAUGUGUUAUUCUAUGUGGUCUGAACCAAACCUGAUUAAAGUAUAUGUAUUCUCCCCCCUCCCCCUUUACUUUGUAAGCACUAUUAAAAGCUAAAAAAAAAAAAAAGUUUUAAGGUUAAAACAUUCAGGCAGAAUGAAGGAAUAAUGCCAUGUCCUUGUCUCUGAUACCCAGAUUGCCAAAUAUAAAGUGUCCUUUAAUAGCAGCUUAAGAACAAAACUGUCAUUAGAUGAAGUGCAAAGAGAAAAGUAUCUCUGAUUAAAAAAAAAAAA
Molecule: messenger RNA, 1418 nt
Organism: Lepidothrix coronata (blue-crowned manakin)
Lineage: Eukaryota; Metazoa; Chordata; Aves; Passeriformes; Pipridae
Gene: ASF1A
Product: anti-silencing function 1A histone chaperone
Exons: 4
Coding region: 305-919 (204 amino acids)
Biological process (GO): DNA replication-dependent chromatin assembly
Cellular component (GO): nucleus
Molecular function (GO): histone binding
Source: RefSeq, a predicted model, not a curated record